GUGCGCCGUGAAACCGGCGACUGCAGACACUGCCGGUCUCCGCCACCGCCACCGCCUUCGCCUUCGCCUUCGCCUCCGCCAACGCCGGACUUCGCCGCCGCAGAAAUGAAGUGGCAGGCGAGCGGUAACCUGCUGGUGGUGGGGCUGAUGCUGCACGCGGGCGCCCUGCAGGCGCGCUCCUUGACCAAGCGCUCCUUCAGCGACCAGUCCGUGCGCGGCUACCUCACCGAGCGCACCUGCUGGUGGAACGAGAUCUGCAAGGAGGAGUUCCAGACGCUGUUCCGCUGCAAGUGCCCUCUGUGGUCCUUCUGCCGGAGCCCCGGCCGCUACUACAACGCUUUCUGCACCAUGACCGGAACCGGCUACAUCUGGACUCAGCCAGAUCGGAAUUGGGGUUCCUAGUGGCGCGCCUCCCGGGGCGCCCGCGGCACCGCCUCCGCCGCCCCCGUCGCCCCCGCGGGCGGCACCGGCGCCCCGCCC
Gryllus bimaculatus (two-spotted cricket) is the source of this 480-nucleotide messenger RNA. NCBI's taxonomy places the organism in Eukaryota, Metazoa, Arthropoda, Insecta, Orthoptera, Gryllidae. The record is from the annotation of a GenBank genome assembly.